Molecule: messenger RNA, 531 nt
Organism: Aureobasidium namibiae CBS 147.97
Lineage: Eukaryota; Fungi; Ascomycota; Dothideomycetes; Dothideales; Saccotheciaceae
Exons: 1
Coding region: 1-531 (176 amino acids)
Source: RefSeq, a predicted model, not a curated record
AUGUCUGCAAUCUUUCGAUGGGAGACGAGCAUCGCUCUGGUAACACUCUUGGAAGGCGACGUGAUCUUAGCGAACCAAGUUGACGAUGUGUCCUUAGAAUCGAUGCAAGAAAUCAUCACACGCAAGAUCGCCGGUCAGUUGAUGCAACAGCAGGCAGUAUCAAAGGCCAAACAAGUGCGGCAUCUGCAAGCUUGCCUCUGGGUGUACGGAAAUCUGCUGAUGCCGCAGUCUCUCCUUUCUGAUCCUGUGUUCUUAGAGAAGAGCAAAGAAGUUCUACACGACUUCUUCAAGGUUUGGAUCCUACGACUCAGAUGCUUCACCACAAGAGCAUACAGGUCUGUCAUAAACGUGAACCAUGAGGAUCUUGGACAAGACACUAAGUGUGAUGCGACAGCUAGGCAGGAUGCCGUCGUUGCUGUGGGACAGCUCCUCGAUACGAUCCAGGCGAUGUCGGAUGUUCUUAAGAUUGUUACCGUCACGACACAUCAGACACUGAGGUUGAUGACCGAAAGCGAUGGUCCGCUCCUCUGA